AUGGGGCCUUACAUCAGUGAUGCUAUGGAUGAUGGAGAUAUGGGAGUCACACGUGAUGCUAUUGCGCAAGCUUUGCUGGGAGGUGUGUAUACGGAACAUUUGAAGGGAAGGAAGGUGCUGCUUGAGACGCCCACUGGUUUCGCAGUCUUCCUUGUUAAGGAUUUUGCUUUCGAACAAGACAAGAAUAUCUGGGUGCACUUCUCGGAUCCAGAAUGCGCAAUUCUGGCUCUUGUUGCCUUGGGCUUCAAAAAAGUUGAUAACAGAUCUGUUGCUCAGAAUAGUGAUGCUGGUCCUGGAAAGGAUCUGGUGCAACUUAUUAUGAAAUUCUGUAGGACUGGAGAGACAUUAAUUGUUCAAGAUAAGGAACUUAAAGCUUCUAUGGAGAAAAAGAUUGGUAUCACAUGUAGAUGUGAUGGAUCUGAUGUUGGUGAGGUGAUAUGGGGGAUAAAAAAUGUUUUGCAUGCAUUUAUACGUGAAGAAGAGCGCAAUAUAACACCGGAAUAUUGUCUUCCAGGUUUUCCAAAGGAAUUGUCGAGGUCAUUUGAUGAGUGUGUUGGGAUUGGUGACACUAUUAAAGAUGGCUUGGACUAUGUGAAAGUGCUUGCAAUGGUACUUGUUCCUGAGUUGGUGAAAGAACGUGAUUUCUCUAAGACAUUUUCUUCUGAUUUGGCAUCAAAGUUGCAUCAGGCUCAACUGUUUCAAGCUAAAUGUGAAGAUGACCUUACUAUGCAUGAGUUGGAAAAGAUAAUGGGAUACCUUGAUUACCUCUUGGAACCUGUAGAUUUCAAUAAAAUGGAGUUCAGGAGGGUGCUGCUCGAGACUCCCUCAGGUUUUGCUAUAUUUAAUGUUUGUGAAGAUGUGUUUAGUUAUCCUGAGAUUGUCUUUGCCAUUGGUUUUGUAAGUGUUGAUGAAAAAUCUGUUACCCGUAAUAGUGAUUUGGCCCUGGUGACAAACUAG
Molecule: messenger RNA, 957 nt
Organism: Miscanthus lutarioriparius
Lineage: Eukaryota; Viridiplantae; Streptophyta; Magnoliopsida; Poales; Poaceae
Source: the annotation of a GenBank genome assembly